Messenger RNA from Ascochyta rabiei, 786 nucleotides. RefSeq names its product DNA-directed RNA polymerase III subunit C31. The transcript is spliced from 3 exons. The coding region runs from base 1 to 786 and encodes 261 amino acids. Gene Ontology annotation, biological process: transcription by RNA polymerase III. Lineage: Eukaryota; Fungi; Ascomycota; Dothideomycetes; Pleosporales; Didymellaceae. The record is from RefSeq and is a predicted model, not a curated record. Gene Ontology annotation, cellular component: RNA polymerase III complex.
AUGCCGCCAGCCGGUAGAGGAGGACGCGGUGGUGCGCGUGGAGCCUUCAACCCGCGAUCAGGCACAGUAACAAUUGGUGGCACCGAGCUGAACUGGGACUUGUCAGGCCUAGAGAUUCAGAAGGGGCCCGCCGAGCGCUUUCCUGAAGCUCCCCCUCCACAAGCACCCCCCCCAACCGCCGAUGAAGCCAGGAUAGUAAAACACUUUCUGCAAGUACGCGACCACAUACACGAGGGUCCAUUCUAUACCAUCUUGAACGAUGGCAUGAAGAACGGCUUGAAGAGAAAGGCCAGCGAACCUGCACCCACCGAGGCCUCGCUCUUCAAUCCUUUCACCGACAAUCAAACAUAUUCAGCGAAGUACUUGAAAGUCCGGAGAAGACUGCCGAAGCUUGACGAGCGACCAUACGUCACGGAACUAUUCCCCGCCGAAUUGCGAUCAACACUCGACGGCACAAGAGGAGACGGCAAUACUUCAAAGAAGCGCAGGACUCUUGGUGUCACCAAAGUCAAUGCCGUCUCCCAAAUCGAGCGCAUGAUAAAGUUCGAGGAAGGUCGAACAAACGAAGCGGAGGCGCGUGCAGAGGAGGAGGACGACGAGGACGAAGAUGAGGAGGCUGAGCAAGACGAGGAUAAGCCAGAAGCCAUCGACGAGGAUGCCGACUGGUCUGCGGCGUCGAGUGAUUCAGAAGAGUCGGACGACGACUAUAACGCCGAGCAAUAUUUCGACAACGGCGAAGAUGAUGAUAUUGACGACGCUGAUCCGUAUGAGAACACAUACGAAUGA